Messenger RNA from Kogia breviceps (pygmy sperm whale), 2750 nucleotides. Lineage: Eukaryota; Metazoa; Chordata; Mammalia; Artiodactyla; Physeteridae. The record is from RefSeq and is a predicted model, not a curated record.
CGGCCGGACUCCAUUAGUCGCUCCGGCCGGGACGCAGCGUUUCGCACGCGGAGGAGGGGACCCGCCGCCGCCGCCGCAGGGCGAGCCUUCGCCCCGCGCCUGUUGCCGCGCGAGCCCCGGGCCGGGACCGCGAGGAGCGCGGGGAAGGAGCCAUGGCUCUAGACGGGAUAAGGAUGCCAGAUGGCUGCUAUGCGGAUGGGACGUGGGAACUGAGCGUUCAUGUGACGGACCUGAACCGCGAUGUCACCCUAAGAGUGACCGGGGAGGUGCACAUUGGAGGGGUGAUGCUCAAGUUGGUGGAAAAACUCGAUGUAAAAAAAGAUUGGUCUGACCAUGCUCUGUGGUGGGAAAAGAAGAGAACUUGGCUCCUCAAGACACAUUGGACCUUGGACAAGUAUGGCGUUCAGGCAGAUGCUAAGCUUCAGUUCACCCCCCAGCACAAGCUGCUCCGCCUGCAACUUCCCAACAUGAAGUAUGUGAAGGUGAAAGUGAAUUUCUCUGACAGAGUCUUCAAAGCUGUUUCUGACAUCUGUAAGACUUUUAAUAUCAGACACCCUGAAGAGCUUUCUCUAUUGAAAAAACCCAGAGAUCCAACAAAGAAAAAAAAGAAAAAGCUAGAUGACCAGUCUGAAGAUGAGGCACUUGAAUUAGAGGGGCCUCUUAUCACUCCUGGAUCUGGUGAGGCUUUGAGCACUGAUGUUCUUUACAUUGGCCCUCUGAAAGGAAGUAUAUAUUCAAGCCCAGGACUUUAUAGUAAAACAAUGACCCCCACUUACGAUGCUCAUGAUGGAAGCCCCUUGUCACCAACUUCUGCUUGGUUCGGUGACAGUGCUUUGUCAGAAGGCAACCCUGGUAUACUUGCUGUCAGUCAGCCAAUAACAUCACCGGAAAUCUUGGCCAAAAUGUUCAAGCCUCAAGCCCUUCUUGACAAAGCAAAAAUCAACCAAGGGUGGCUUGACUCCUCAAGAUCUCUCAUGGAACAAGAUGUGAAGGAAAAUGAGGCCUUGCUGCUCCGAUUCAAGUAUUACAGCUUUUUUGAUUUGAAUCCAAAGUAUGAUGCAAUCAGAAUUAAUCAGCUUUAUGAGCAGGCCAAAUGGGCUAUUCUCUUGGAAGAAAUUGAAUGCACCGAAGAAGAAAUGAUGAUGUUUGCAGCCUUGCAGUAUCAUAUCAAUAAGCUGUCGAUCAUGACAUCAGAGAAUCAUUUGAACAACAGUGACAAAGAAGUGGAUGAAGUUGAUGCUGCCCUUUCAGACCUGGAGAUUACUUUGGAAGGGGGUAAAACAUCAACAAUUUUGGGUGACAUCACUUCCAUUCCUGAACUUGCUGACUAUAUUAAAGUUUUCAAGCCAAAAAAGCUGACUCUGAAAGGUUACAAGCAGUAUUGGUGCACCUUUAAAGACACAUCUAUUUCUUGCUAUAAGAGCAAAGAAGAAUCCAGUGGCACACCAGCUCAUCAGAUGAACCUAAGAGGGUGUGAAGUUACCCCAGAUGUGAAUAUAUCAGGCCAAAAAUUUAACAUUAAACUCCUCAUUCCAGUUGCAGAGGGCAUGAAUGAAAUCUGGCUUCGUUGUGACAAUGAAAAACAGUAUGCACACUGGAUGGCAGCCUGCAGAUUGGCCUCCAAAGGCAAGACCAUGGCAGACAGUUCUUAUAACUUAGAAGUUCAAAAUAUUCUUUCCUUUCUGAAGAUGCAGCAUUUAAAUCCAGAUCCUCAGUUAAUACCAGAGCAGAUCACAACUGAUAUAAAUCCUGAAUGUUUGGUGUCCCCUCGCUAUCUAAAAAAGUACAAGAACAAGCAGGAAAAAGGAUGCAAAAAACAGAUGCCAGGCUAUAUAAGAGAUUUGAUAACAGCAAGAAUCUUGGAGGCCCAUCAGAAUGUAGCUCAGAUGAGUCUAAUUGAAGCCAAGAUGAGAUUUAUUCAAGCUUGGCAGUCACUACCAGAAUUUGGCAUCACACACUUUAUUGCAAGAUUCCAAGGGGGCAAAAAAGAAGAACUUAUUGGAAUAGCAUACAACAGACUGAUUAGGAUGGACGCCAGCACAGGAGAUGCAAUUAAAACCUGGCGUUUCAGUAAUAUGAAACAGUGGAAUGUAAACUGGGAAAUAAAAAUGGUCACUGUAGAGUUUGCAGAUGAAGUACGAUUGUCCUUCAUUUGUACUGAAGUAGAUUGCAAAGUGGUUCAUGAAUUCAUUGGUGGCUAUAUAUUUCUCUCAACACGUGCAAAAGACCAAAAUGAGAGUUUAGAUGAAGAGAUGUUCUACAAACUUACCAGUGGUUGGGUGUGAACAGAAACGCUGUGUAAUGAAGCUCCAUGGCCAUAACAGUUAUUUAAGUUUAAAAGCUGUUGUUUGUUAUAUGCUGCUUAAUAAAGUAAGCUUGAAAUUUAUUAUUUUAUCAUGAAAACAUUUUUGCCUUACCAGACCAGUUAAUAUGUGCACUAACAAGCACGACUAUUAAUCGCUAUCAUGAUACAAUAUAUGGACUUGAAUAUGGCACACGUUCCUUAGGGCCAUGAAUUGAAAACCGAAGUUAGUGGGCAAGUCAGAAACAAAACAUCACUGAUUCAAGCUAGCCAAACUGUAUGUAAGAAACUCAAGCCAUCUACUUUAAAGCUAUCCAGGGCUUAAACUAUAUGAAGUCUAUUUAUCAUGUUGAAUGCAUGUGUUUUAAUGUAUGUUUAAUUUGACCUCAUAUUUUUCAAACAGCUUACUUUCUGGUCGCCAUUUGUCGUCCGUCCACCCCCCAACCCC